GUACUGGCUGAUAUCACAGGUUAAAGGUUAAAAGUCACUACAUGCUGAAGAGAAGAAUUUUGCUGAUGCUAUAAAAAACAAAACGACUGACAAGUGACUGAAGGUUUCUUGGACAGGAAAGGGGAAUUUAUAAAAACGUGACAAAAAAAGGAAGAAAGAUUUCACAAGAGUCUGGAGAGAUUUGCUGAGGAAGGGAAACACAUUCUCCAGAUUUAAAGCGUUUACUCAUCAAACUGAGGAUUUCACAAAGAGACUGUAGGUGAAAAGUCAGAGACGACAAAGUCUGCUGCACAAAAACUGGAGCAGCAUCAUGUUCCACUAAGAUGAAAAGUUUUUCUUACGUCAGAGUGUGUCCGGCUGGUUCUUGAUAGGGACUCCUGUCAACACUCGGCUCCUUAUCUGUGUUUCAGUUCCACUCCGAGCACCUGAUCCACGGCUGAUCCUCCUACGCACCAGUACUACAAAAAGGAGUUAUUUAUAUACAAAUAAAUAAGAAAAAAUGGCUGCGAGUCCUCCAAGAGACAAGUACAGUGGCGUGUGGCUGAUCUUCUUCAUGCUCGGUUUGGGGACGCUGCUUCCAUGGAACUUCUUCAUGACCGCUACCAUGUACUUCACCAGCCGUGUCAGGGACUCCUCAUCGGCAGAUUCUUCAACCAAUCAGACAAAGGGAGCAGCUGAGAGUCGCAGCGUCCUGGAGGCCAAAUUCAACAAUGUGAUGACGAUGUGUGCGAUGCUACCGCUGCUGAUCUGCACCUGCCUCAACUCCUUCUUGCACUCAAAGAUUCCUCAGCGCCUCCGUGUCAUGGGCAGUCUGCUCGUCAUCAUGUUCGUCUUCAUGGUCACCGCUGCCCUCGUCAAGAUUCCCAUGGAGCCGCUGCCUUUCUUUUCAGUCACCAUGGUGAAGAUUGUCAUCAUCAACUCCUUCGGGGCGAUCCUACAGGGCAGUCUGUUUGGGAUGGCUGGUUUGCUGCCAGCUUCGUAUACGACUCCCAUCAUGAGCGGUCAAGGACUGGCUGGAACCUUCGCUGCCCUCGCCAUGAUCUGCGCCAUCGCAAGUGGUUCUGCACUUCAGGAUGCAGCGUUUGGUUACUUCAUCACAGCCUGCGUUGUUAUUUUUCUGUCCGUCCUCUCCUACAUCAUGCUGCCUAAACUGGAGUUUUACCAGUUUCAUCAGGAGAGAAACCAGAGGUCAGCAGAGGGGCAACAUUCAGUGAAUCUGAUGGACCAAGAGAGUAAAGACACGGGCGAUGUUCCGAAGAGACAACAGAACGUGUCCAUGAUCACAAUCUUUAAGAAGAUCUGGAUCCUGGCCCUGUCGGUGUGUUUCACAUUCACUGUCACCAUCGGCACGUUUCCCUCCAUCACCGCCGACACCAAAUCCACCCUUGCUGACGGAGGCUCGUGGGACCUGUACUUCAUCCCAGUCUGCUGUUUCCUGCUAUUUAACCUGUGUGACUGGGGCGGGCGGAGCUUAACUGCUGUCUGUAUGUGGCCGGGGAAGGACAGCCUCAUUCUUCCUGUGUCCAUCAUGUGUCGCGUGGUCUUUGUCCCUCUCUUCAUGUUGUGUAACGUUCAGCCUCGGCUCAGCCUUCCCGUCUUCUUCCACCACGACGGCUUCUUCAUCGCCUUCAUGAUCAUCUUCGCCUUCAGCAACGGAUACCUGGCGAGUCUCUGCAUGUGCUACGGACCCAAGAACGUCCUUCCUCAUGAAGCAGAAACCGCUGGAGCCAUCAUGGCGUUCUUCCUGUCCCUGGGUUUGGCUCUGGGAGCUGCUGUGUCUUUUGUCUUCAGAGCAUUGGUCUAAUUGGGCCCAUUCAUAUUUUAUAUUAAUGAACGGACGCGAAGACAAACACUUCCCAUGUGCCUGACUGGACUCCAUCCAGAAACUCUAGCUACCAGUCUUAGAUGCGACAGAGUUCAGUUCGGAGUCGUCUAAAUGUGCUGUGUCUAUUUGUGUCUAUUUAUCUAGUGAAUAUUGGUUGCGUCAAUGCAAUUAGUUUACAGAGUUUAUAAAAGGGAAAUAUUCAGUUAGCCUCUAAGUUUGUUUGUUUGUUGAAGUGAUUAAAGAUAAAAACAACC
Molecule: messenger RNA, 2079 nt
Organism: Mugil cephalus (flathead mullet)
Lineage: Eukaryota; Metazoa; Chordata; Actinopteri; Mugiliformes; Mugilidae
Product: equilibrative nucleoside transporter 1-like
Exons: 13
Coding region: 500-1804 (434 amino acids)
Biological process (GO): uridine transmembrane transport; nucleoside transmembrane transport
Cellular component (GO): plasma membrane
Molecular function (GO): nucleoside transmembrane transporter activity
Source: RefSeq, a predicted model, not a curated record